Sclerotinia sclerotiorum 1980 UF-70 is the source of this 957-nucleotide messenger RNA. RefSeq lists its product as hypothetical. The record is from RefSeq and is a predicted model, not a curated record. The transcript has 4 exons. Gene Ontology annotation, molecular function: protein binding. Bases 1 to 957 code for a protein of 318 amino acids. Lineage: Eukaryota; Fungi; Ascomycota; Leotiomycetes; Helotiales; Sclerotiniaceae.
AUGUCUACGCCAAGUGACCUCCAACAACUCAUUGACAUGGGUUUCGAUCAAGAAAGAGCCCAGAUCGCUGUAAAGAAGACGGGUGGAUUGAACGGAGCGUUACAAUGGCUCGAGGAUAACGAGAACAAGACGAUUGAAGAAAUCCAAGCCGCGGAAGCUGCAGCGGCACCGGAGUCUGAUGAGACCAACCCCAACAUUGAGCCGGCGCCGCUCAAGGAGGGAGAGGAGGCCAAAUCAAUGGUUUGCACUGAUUGCGGCAAGAAGUUCCGUUCAAUGUUACAGGUUCAAGCUCAUGCUGAGCGAACUCAACAUGAGAACUUUGAGCAAUCUACCGAGGAAAUUGCCCCUUUGACUGAAGAGGAAAAGAAACAAAAGAUUGCAGAACUUCGCGAGAAGGCCAAAGAGAAGAGAGCCAGACAGGCUAUUAUCGACAAAGAAGAAGCCAAGCGCAACGAGCAAAUCCGAAUGAAGUCAACCAAGGAAGUUUCAGACGCAAAGGAGAAGCUCGCCCGCGACCAACAAAUCAAAGAAGCACAAGCCAAGCGUGCGGAAAAAGCAGCCGACAUCCAAGCAAAGAAGAGAAUCCAAGAGAAAAUCGCCGCAGACAAAGAAGAACGACGUCUCAAAGCCGAAGCCGCCAAAGCUCUCCGAGAAGGUCGUGCUCCCCCAGCUCAACAAGCCGCUCCCGUAGUCGCUCCUGUCGCUUCCUCGACCGGCGCACCAAAAGUCCACACGGAAUCGCGAUUGAGAUUACAAACCGCUACCGGGACCAUGACCAAGACUUACCCAGUCGACACAACACUUUUUGAAAUCUCUCAGCAGCUCGAGGCCGAGCUCGGUGCCGUUAGUAGUUUCACAAUGACAUUCCCAAAGAAGACCUUCGAGGGUCCAGUCGAUUUCGGGAAGACGUUGAAGGAGGCAGGCUUAGUUCCUUCUGCUGUUUUAAUCGUCAAGUAA